Molecule: messenger RNA, 1305 nt
Organism: Pteropus alecto (black flying fox)
Lineage: Eukaryota; Metazoa; Chordata; Mammalia; Chiroptera; Pteropodidae
Gene: CRYM
Product: crystallin mu
Exons: 8
Coding region: 77-1021 (314 amino acids)
Biological process (GO): thyroid hormone metabolic process
Cellular component (GO): cytoplasm
Molecular function (GO): thyroid hormone binding
Source: RefSeq, a predicted model, not a curated record
UGCACGUUCAUAUAGGGCGCAGCUCUGCGAACCCGGAUAGUUGUACUCCGGCUGAGUUCAGAAGGAAGGCGGAGAGAUGAGCUGGGCGCCAGCGUUCCUGAGUGCGGCCGAGGUGCAGAACCAUCUUCGCAGCUCCAGCCUCCUCAUCCCGCCCCUGGAGGCGGCUCUGGCCAACUUCUCCAGCGGUCUGGAUGGAGGGGUCACGCAGCCGGUGCGCACCGUAGUGCCGGUGGCCAAGCACAACGGUUUCCUGGGGGUCAUGCCCGUCUACAGUGCUGCAGAGGAUGCCCUGACCACCAAGUUGGUCACCUUCUACGAGGGCCACAGCACCACCUCCAGUGUCCCGUCCCACCAGGCCACUGUGCUACUGUUUGAGCCAAGCAAUGGCUCCCUUCUGGCGGUUAUGGAUGGAAAUGUCAUAACUGCAAAGAGAACAGCUGCAGUGUCUGCCAUUGCCACCAAGUUUUUGAAACCUCCCAGCAGUGAAGUGUUGUGCAUCCUCGGGGCUGGGGUCCAGGCCUAUAGCCAUUAUGAGAUCUUCACAGAGCAGUUCUCCUUUAAGGAGGUGAGGAUAUGGAAUCGCACCAGAGAAAAUGCUGAGAAGUUUGCGGACACAGUACAAGGAGAGGUACGGGUCUGUUCAUCAGUCCAGGAGGCUGUGACAGAUGCGGAUGUGAUCAUCACAGUCACCAUGGCAACAGAGCCCAUUUUGUUUGGUGAAUGGGUGAAGCUGGGGGCUCACAUCAAUGCCAUCGGAGCCAGCAGACCUGACUGGAGAGAACUGGAUGACAAACUCAUGAAACAAGCUGUGCUGUACGUGGACUCCCGGGAGGCCGCCCUGAAAGAGUCUGGAGAUGUCCUACUGUCAGGGGCUGAGAUCUUCGCUGAGCUGGGAGAAGUGGUGAAGGGAGUAAAGCCAGCCUACUGUGAGAAGACCACAGUGUUCAAAUCUUUAGGAAUGGCGGUGGAGGACAUGGUUGCAGCUAAACUAGUGUACGAUUCCUGGUCGUCUGGUAAAUAAAAUGAAGGAACUUUGUUUUUAGGUGGAUUCUACAGCUCAAGCGGUAUUACUGCCAGUUUUAUCAUAAUUUCUAGAUCAAAUGAAGGAGCCCAGUCCACAGGGAGCUAUAGUCUUGUGCUUACCACGUCUUGCUGUAAAUCACCAGAUCCCCAUUUGUGUUUGUAGAUGGAAAGCAAAGCUAGGGACCAUGCUUUCUGUUAUACCAGAUUAUAGUAGUAUUCCCUUUCCUCUGUAUUUCACUGGCUUUUGUAAUUCCUGAAAAUAAAGCACUUUUCAAUUGUGCA